AUGGCGUUUCUAUCCAUCGUCGCUGCCCUUAGCGGCACUCUUGCUGCCUACUUUGCGACGCAAAUUGUCUACAACCUCUACUUCCACCCGCUAGCCCGAUUCCCGGGCCCUCCUGUAUGGUGCGCAUUGCAUUUGCCCUGGCUGCGGGUUCUGCUCAAGGGCCGGCUCCCCUACACGGUCAAGGAAUACCACGACCAGUAUGGCCCAGUCGUACGCAUAUCUCCGGAUGACCUCUCGUUCUCGGACCCAUCCGCCUGGCGCGACAUAUAUGGGAAGCAAACGCUCAACCGGCCUUUCCAAUGGGGCGGUCGCAAGCCACCGGGAGUUAAGUCUCAUAGCUUUAUUAGUGCCCCGGCGGCGGAGCAUGCCCGCCUUCGUCGCGCCUUCAAUCCGGCCUUCUCGGAAAAAGCCGUCCGAGGUUAUGAACCCACAGUGACCCACUUCAUCGAUAAGCUCAUGGACUGCUUGCGAUCACUAUCUGACAGAACAACCGGCGAGACGGACGUAGAUAUCAACCAUUGGCUCAAUUAUGUCUUUUUCGAUGUCAUCAUGGAGCUCGGCUGGGGUAGCAAUUUCAAUUGUUUGGAGAACCGGCAGUACAAUCUCUGGAUCUCGUUUGUCACGCAGCUCAAGGCGAAAUUGGUCGCGAACGCGAUCUCCUACUACCCUUUCAUCAAUAUGCUAAUGCCGUAUCUUAUUCCACCGGCGGCGAAAAAGGCCAUGGAAGAGGUCUUUGGCACCAGCAUGGUGAAGGUCGAAGAGCGUCUUUCCCGGAAGGGUCCCACACGCACGGAUAUAUUCCAGUCAGUUUUGCAGGAUCCUGAGCAUAAGAACGUUUCUAUGGACGAAAUGAGCCAGGCAGCGAUGGUCAUUAUUGCUGCAGGAAGUGAGACUUUGACCACCUCGUUGAGCGGGACUCUCAACCACUUGUUGCGGAAGCCGGAGAAACUUGAGCGACUCGCUAAAGAAGUACGCUCCUCAUUUACAUCGAACAGUGAGAUCAACGAACAGACCGCCCGGACAAUGCCCUAUCUCAACGCAGUCUUGAAGGAAGGCUUGCGGCUCUGUCCGCCAAUUCCGGAUAACAUCCGUCGCGUAACACCGCCCGAGGGGCUGACUAUUGCGGGUGUAUCGGUACCCGGCAAAACGACCGUGUCAACCGGUUGCUGGCUUCAGUUUACCAACCCAGAGAGCUUCUCUCAUCCCGAAGAGUUUAUUCCGGAGCGGUGGCUCGAAGAGCAUAGCAAGGAAACCGCUAACCGCGCCGCGUUCAACCCCUUUGGCCUCGGCCAGCGCAACUGUAUGGGGCAGACCUUGGCGUGGGUCGAGAUGCGCCUUCUGAUGUGCAAGCUUUUCUGGCACUUUGACCUCAAGCCGGCAAAGGAGCUGCCAGUGUGGACAGACCAGAACAUCUUCUGGUUCUGGGACAAGCUCCCAUUGGAACUGAAGCUGCAGGCUCGAACUGUCUCUUGA
Molecule: messenger RNA, 1473 nt
Organism: Penicillium lagena
Lineage: Eukaryota; Fungi; Ascomycota; Eurotiomycetes; Eurotiales; Aspergillaceae
Product: cytochrome P450
Exons: 2
Coding region: 1-1473 (490 amino acids)
Molecular function (GO): iron ion binding; heme binding; monooxygenase activity
Source: RefSeq, a predicted model, not a curated record